Molecule: messenger RNA, 1794 nt
Organism: Metarhizium acridum CQMa 102
Lineage: Eukaryota; Fungi; Ascomycota; Sordariomycetes; Hypocreales; Clavicipitaceae
Source: RefSeq, a predicted model, not a curated record
AUGGCAGGCGCGUUCCGACCGGUGAACUCGUCGCUGUUGGGCGAGUCCAUCAAGGAGGAGCCCAUGACGACAUCCUCUUCCUCAUCCGUCACGCCCCGGCCGAGUGCAGCAUCGCAACAUCCAUCGCAACCACAACAGUCUCGUACUCUGCCCGAUGAUUCGAAGACGCCCACUCGAUCGACAUUCAGCUCUGCUGUUUCCGAUCAAAAACCACUGCCCAACGCCCCGUUCCCUCCCACCGGACAGGCCUCCGAACCAGCAGAUGGUAUGCCACGCCGUGAAAAUUCGCAACAUUCUACCAAGUCAUCCAGAAGAGAUUCUAUGGAUGUAGAUAUGGAUGAUUCUGACGGGGAGACUGGCGCCGGUGGCGAUGACGGUACAAUUUCCGAUGGGGACAGUCAUGCUCAGACUGUUCAUGUAAACGAGGAUAUUCCAACGGAUUCACUCGCUGCGACGGGGUCGCGGUUUCAGCGGCAAAUGCGAACUACAGACAGAGUACGGCAAGCAGGCAACAGAGCCAGGGCAUCAACGGGUGGCAGCGCGGGCGGGCCUGUUCGCGGUCAUUCCAAGAGUCUGUCAACGUCCAGCAUUGCCAGCAUUAGCUCUGUUGGCUCGGGCUACGGCCCUCAGAUGGAUGUGAGGAGGCGACCACCACCCCUGGUCAUGGCCGCGGAUCCUCGGUCUCGGAUGUCGCUCGAAUCGUACCGAAGCAACGCAGACAGCACGUUUUCAUAUCGGCCUCCUUCCCCUGGCGAUUUCAGCACCCCGACGUCUGCUACCUUCUCAACGGCACAGAGCAGCCCGCGGUGGAUGUCAGGAAUGGCCUCGCCUACGUCAUCCCACUCACGGUCCCAAAGCAUGUACAGUUCAGGAAACCGAACGCCAGGCCGACGACUCAGUGUGCCAUCCAGCGCAAAUCCCUUCCAAUCAGCUCCCGGACGUGCCUUAUUCAGUGCUGGCCACCUGAACAGCUCACACCCAUCCGCCUUCUCGCCCGCGGGUUCCAGCUUGGUUACGUCUCCAACGUCGUCUACGUCUGGGUGGUCCACUCGGCGAGACUCUGUCUCAAGCAAUGGCGACGACGCGUGGAGGAGACGCACAUGGCACCCAGACAGCCGAACUCAGUCGAACCAACUAGCCGGACAGCAGCAGCAGCCGCCGCAGCAACAUGGUCCUUCAGCCAUGGCCAUUGACUCUGAGACGGCAUAUCGACGAUCUUUCCAGCCUGGCGUGGGUGAAGCGGUUCAGCUUGACGAACGCCGUAAUUUGAACAUGUAUGAUGCCAGCCUGCAACGUGGAUUAAACCGUCUAGAUAUUAGCCACAAGACGCCCCCUCGUGAUAGCGCCGGAAGUUGGGCCUCCGAGGCCAACAGGGCUGUUCAGGCCCAAGCUGAGCGCGUUCAGAUGCAAACCAAUCAACCAAGCGUUCGAUUUCAGGAUCAGGUACCUCCUUCCCGACAGUUUCCAGCUUCUGUGCAUAGUGGUCGAUCUCUUCACCAGCACACCAUGUCGGCGCCGUCAAUUGCAACGCCACGAGAGAAUAAAAGACACGGUUGGUACCACGGACCUGCGCCGUCGCAGGCACCCGGUGAGCAUGUUAUGCAGGAUGCCCGCGGCGCCCAUGUUGAUCGCAUGGUUCACCCAAACUUCACCGGUUUUAGCGGCUUUCCGGGCAGAGAACAGCCGGCUCAGACGCAACAACAGGACGGAAAAGCAAAUCCCGACUCGCUCAGGCGCUUGGAGGCGCUUGUGGCCGUCGCGACAAGCGAGGGAACGACAGCGACAGCCUACUAG